Molecule: messenger RNA, 2268 nt
Organism: Culicoides brevitarsis
Lineage: Eukaryota; Metazoa; Arthropoda; Insecta; Diptera; Ceratopogonidae
Product: protein vreteno-like
Exons: 2
Coding region: 95-2221 (708 amino acids)
Molecular function (GO): RNA binding
Source: RefSeq, a predicted model, not a curated record
UUUCAGCAGUUCCUUAUCAAAAAAUGUUAAAAAAGUAACAAAAACGUACUGAAUUAAAUAAGAAAAAACUGAAAAAUUAACAAUUUCCUUAAAAAUGGAACAACCAAAACCAAAAAUCGACGAAAACCUGAACGAAAUGGACAAUGCCAUGAAAGAAGACUUUGAGCAACUCAAUGAAUAUUCCAUCGACGAACCGGGAGGUUUACUCGAGGACGGGCGCCGUUGCAAGAUAAUCAUCACGAAUGUGUCUCGUCACUUCACAACGCGAGCCAUUCGUAACUUGUGCGGCGAAUUUGGCGUCGUCAUUUCCAUGAAUGGCCCAUUUCCGAUGAACAACAGCAAUAAUUAUUUAUUUUUCGUGACUUUUGAGACGAUUGAUGGAGCUCAAAACGCCAUCGAACAAAUAAAUCGCAUUUGCAAACCAAUGCGAGCAGAUUUCUCCAAACCUCGUGAGAAAAAUGACCAGAUAUCGUCUUCUAACAAGUCUCUCGAUAAAAUUUCCGAUCACGAAGGACCAAAUAUGAAAAUUCGCAAGUUUCCGGUUCCGCUGUUGGAAAAAUAUGACUUUAAAUUUCCAAAAAGUGACGAAAUGCGGUUUUCCAAGGAUCAUUUUUUGAACAGAGACUUAUCGAAAGUUGACCCGGACCUUUUGUUCUUCAAUGAAACAGCUUUAUGUGACAUUCUGACACUCGACGAAGACAUCGAAGAGCUCCAAUCGGUCACGGAUUCGUACAAAUUGGAAAAUUUCAUAUGGUCCUACAAGUUUUCGCAACAAGACGAAGCUCGGAUCAAGAAAUUUUUGAAAAAUUCAGCAGGAACGUAUGACGAAAUCCAUGAUAUUCACUCGAAACGCAAUGAAAAAUUCGAAAAACUGCGUGAAAAGUUGGGAGAAUGCAAAUUUUGUAAGAAUUUAACGACGCGCAAAUCGAAAAUUACGGAAAAUUUCUUUUGUUCCGUCGUUUGUCAGCAAAAAUUUGAUCUAGGAGUGACUGAAACGACAGAAAAUGAAGAAAAAAUCAAAGAAAAUUUCUGUUUGAUGUAUUUUCCGUUGGAUAAAAAUGUAAAUUAUGUCAUCAUAACUGCGAUAAUUGCUCAAAAUGUCGUUUAUGUUCGUCCCAGCGACUUAUCGACAACGACAAAGUAUUAUCGACUACUCGAGGAAGUGAACGAAAAAUGUCAAGAUGCUCCAAUAAUCCUAAAAACACCCAAAAUUGGAGAACUCAUAGCUGUCAAAACGGAAAAUGGCAAUUUUUUCCGAGCAAUCAUCUUGAAAAAUGACAGUCCAGCAAAAAUUCGCGUUGCAUUUUUGGAUACCGGAGAGGUUUCGUACCAAAAACGAGCUCAACUCCGAAAAUUACCUCAAAAUUUGUGGUCUUUACCGAUUUAUGUCCACAAAAUUGUCCUUUCUGACGUGCCAACUUCAUAUUUUAAUCUCAACGCUGUCAAAUAUCUCUCGAAAAUUGCAUUCCGACAAGGACAGCGAGAACUUUUGAUCAAAUUUGAUGACUUGAAACACUCCGCCCGACUUUAUCAACAAGAUAUUUGCUUAAAUGUCGAGCUAAAAAGCAUCAUAAAAAUCAAAAAACCCUCCGGAACGCAUUUUAAUGUCACCGACAUCCCAAGUGUCGACACAAAAAAUGAAGAAAAUCAAAAAUUGAUGAUUUUAGAAAAUGCGAUGAUCGCCAAGGGUGAGAUUUCGUGCAUCAACGUCGAUUAUGUGAAAAAAUUGGAAAUGUUGCAUGAAAAAAUCCAAAGUUACGGAAAAUCUUUAAAAUUAGCAAAGGAUCACAUGUACACGCCAGGUCACAAUGAAGUCGCUUUAAUAAGAAUUGGCGAUGUUUGGUUUAGGGCAAUUUGUUUUGAAAUUGUCGGCGAUAAACAUCCCACAAUGGAGUCCUUGGACUUUGGAUUUUUUACGAUGUGUCACAUUUCGAACAUUGUCGAGUUGCCACGGAAGCUGCUGGAUCGUUGUUAUAUGCAAAAUUAUUGCAUUCAUGAUGCGCAGCGAUAUUCGGAAGUGUUGGGUGAUGAAAAAAACGGAAAAAUUGAGAAAAUUAAGGAAAUGUUGCCGUUGGGCAAAGUCAUAACUGCGGAAAAAAUCGUGAAAAAUGACGAAGAAGAUCUUUUAUUCAUUCAUUCCAAAGAGAUUUGUGACGUUUUUGAAGGGCUUUGUGAGGCUCCGGAAGUCAAAGAGGGCUCCAAAGAUGAAAACAGGCUGUAAUAAAUAAGAAAUAAUUUUUUUUACAUAAGAAUAAUAAAAUUUUGAUU